Procambarus clarkii (red swamp crayfish) is the source of this 1209-nucleotide messenger RNA. RefSeq lists its product as uncharacterized. The record is from RefSeq and is a predicted model, not a curated record. NCBI's taxonomy places the organism in Eukaryota, Metazoa, Arthropoda, Malacostraca, Decapoda, Cambaridae.
AUGCCUCGCACCAGUGAGGAGAUGCCUCGCACCAGUGAGGAGAUGCCUCGCACCAGUGAGGAGAUGCCUGGCACCAGUGAGGAGACGCCUCGCACCAGUGAGGAGACGCCUCGCACCAGUGAGGAGAUGCCUCGCACCAGUGAGGAGAUGCCUCGCACCAGUGAGGAGAUGCCUCGCACCAGUGAGGAGAUGCCUCGCACCAGUGAGGAGAUGCCUCGCACCAGUGAGGAGAUGCCUCGCACCAGUGAGGAGAUGCCUCGCACCAGUGAGGAGAUGCCUCGCACCAGUGAGGAGAUGCCUCGCACCAGUGAGGAGAUGCCUGGCACCAGUGAGGAGACGCCUCGCACCAGUGAGGAGACGCCUCGCACCAGUGAGGAGAUGCCUCGCACCAGUGAGGAGAUGCCUCGCACCAGUGAGGAGAUGCCUCGCACCAGUGAGGAGAUGCCUCGCACCAGUGAGGAGAUGCCUCGCACCAGUGAGGAGAUGCCUCGCACCAGUGAGGAGAUGCCUCGCACCAGUGAGAUGCCUCGCACCAGUGAGAUGCCUCGCACCAGUGAGGAGAUGCCUCGCACCAGUGAGGAGAGGCCUCGCACCAGUGAGGAGAUGCCUCGCACCAGUGAGGAGAUGCCUCGCACCAGUGAGAUGCCUCGCACCAGUGAGAUGCCUCGCACCAGUGAGGAGAUGCCUCGCACCAGUGAGAUGCCUCGCACCAGUGAGAUGCCUCGCACCAGUGAGGAGAGGCCUCGCACCAGUGAGGAGAUGCCUCGCACCAGUGAGGAGAUGCCUCGCACCAGUGAGGAGAGGCCUCGCACCAGUGAGGAGAGGCCUCGCACCAGUGAGGAGAUGCCUCGCACCAGUGAGGAGAGGCCUCGCACCAGUGAGGAGAUGCCUCGCACCAGUGAGGAGAGGCCUCGCACCAGUGAGGAGACGCCUCGCACCAGUGAGGAGAUGCCUCGCACCAGUGAGGAGAGGCCUCGCACCAGUGAGGAGAUGCCUCGCACCAGUGAGGAGAGGCCUCGCACCAGUGAGGAGAUGCCUCGCACCAGUGAGGAGAGGCCUCGCACCAGUGAGGAGAGGCCUCGCACCAGCCGUGACGCAGCACCUCGCGGGGCUCGUCAAGGAGGCACCAAACUUACCAGAACCCAAGAUUUGGAAACAAAUAAGGAAACGUCGUGCUGGUCUCUGUGCUGCGGGUCAGUACACAAGUAA